GCAAAGGUGAGAAAAUACAAAGUAAAUUAGGGUUUUAGACAAGUUCAUACUUAAAUUGUAUCCUCUUCAUACUGAGUAAAUUGUAUCCUCUUGAUAUUGCAGCCCUGUUUCGCUUCCCUUCUCCCAACAGCCCGAAAAUUAAAAAUGGUGAAGGGUCGUCAAGGAGAGCGCGUUAGACUCUAUGUCAGGGGCUCAAUUCUUGGCUACAAAAGGUCAAAAUCGAAUCAGUACCCGAACACAUCUUUAAUUCAGAUCGAGGGAGUUAAUACCCAAGACGAAGUUGCUUGGUAUUUGGGAAAGAAAUUGGCUUACAUUUACAAGGCUAAUACCAAGAAGAAUGGUUCUCAUUACAGAUGUAUUUGGGGCAAGGUUUGUAGGCCUCAUGGUAAUAGCGGUGUUGUUCGUGCUAAGUUUAAGUCCAACCUUCCCCCUAAAUCAAUGGGUGAUAAGGUUAGGGUAAUGAUGUACCCCAGCAACAUCUAAGAAGCUAGCAUGGAAGAUGUUAAACCGAGGAUCUCUUGGGCAGAGCUAUAUACUGGAGUUCCAGGGAGCCACUUUCCUUCACUUGACUAACUUGUAUUGAGACAGUUGUAUGUUGGUGGUCAAUUUUGCUUUAGGAUGUGUUGAAAGAUCUCUUGGGCCUGAAACCUGGUCGUCUCUUUGAUGUUAAAGAGCUAAUAUUGCUCAAGUUUUUGACAUUGUUUUCUAUGAAUAUUGAACAUUUCCUAA
This is a messenger RNA of Amaranthus tricolor (Joseph's coat), 729 nucleotides long. RefSeq names its product 60S ribosomal protein L35a-3. The transcript has 4 exons. Bases 145 to 483 code for a protein of 112 amino acids. Lineage: Eukaryota; Viridiplantae; Streptophyta; Magnoliopsida; Caryophyllales; Amaranthaceae. Gene Ontology annotation, molecular function: structural constituent of ribosome. Gene Ontology annotation, biological process: cytoplasmic translation; ribosomal large subunit biogenesis. The record is from RefSeq and is a predicted model, not a curated record. Gene Ontology annotation, cellular component: cytosolic large ribosomal subunit; ribosome.